UUAGUGUCGCACACCACGAACUACGUGUCCGUUUCGCGGGACACCAGAAUGGGCAAGUGGCUGGGCAUCAAAAGGGCGAGAACAGAAUCGUUUUGACGAUCUGAUUGCUUGGAUGUACGUGGCUUGCGAACUGUACGAUCCGGCUACAUCUGUUACCCAACCAUUGCCAUGGACGUACCGUCAGAGUAAUAAGCCUAAUUUUCGUUUACCACAUCGAUCUUAA
Molecule: messenger RNA, 223 nt
Organism: Gongylonema pulchrum
Lineage: Eukaryota; Metazoa; Nematoda; Chromadorea; Rhabditida; Gongylonematidae
Source: the annotation of a GenBank genome assembly